AUGUCUAACCAUGGCGCCGACACGUCGAGGCCGGCUCAUCCGCUGCGACCUCGACAUCGGAUGAGCCGUUCUGUGACCGAGACCUCAGCGCCGAGGCUGCACCGUCACCACAACCUACUGCCCCAACGCCGACACCAGGAUCGCACCGCUGACCGACUGCCUCAAUCUGCCGUCCCAGCACUGCAAUUACCGAUGCGAGGCUCUCUCGAUCUCCCGCGCUCCGAAGGGGUAACCCCCUACCUGGUCAGCAGCGCCGAACAGAGCCGUCGGGCGAGUGCGCUCCCCCCUGGCGCCGAGGAGAUCGGUGCGAACGCCCCAGAUGCCGCGCACAUGAACACAGAGAUGCAGGCCCAGAGGAGAAGGGAAAAGGCUGCUUCGAGGACUGCUGGUCUCAAGAAAUCGCUUACGGGCUUGAGCGAGUUCUCGCUGUCGACGACAAGACGGUUAGACGACGCAUAUUACGCCGUUCUCGAGAGGCUCAGCAUGCUACAGAACACGAUCGUGGGCAUCAAGGAGGUGGCAGCCAUGUCACAAGAGACGAACGAAAUCUUCAAGGUCGAUUCCCGCGGUCUAGUCACUGAGAUCGAAACACAGCUGGAUGGCCUCGGCCAGUUUGACGAGCAACAGAAGCGUAUUGAGUCGCUACAAGAAAGGAUCCAUGUCGGGCGACAGAAGGCACAAAAACUCAGCGACCGAGUCGACAUCGUCCGGGGCCGUGUCGAAGGCUGGGAAAGAGCAGACAGGGAGUGGCAGGAGAAGACCCGCAGGCGGCUCAAGACGCUCUGGAUCAUUACCUCCGUCCUGGCCCUGGUCGUCAUCGCGAUUCUCCUGGGUUCUCAGUACGCACCAGACGAAGUCGGGACCUUGGGGGGCAAGCUCAGCGAGAUGAUGUCGAGCAACAACAGCAGCCAACUCGAGGAAGCUGGGGCUGCGAACAGCAGCAGACUGUCCGAGCACCUGGGCGAGGACGUCCGGGCGGCCCUGAACCGGACGAGAGGCGAUGGCCCCUCUGUCGACGAGCAGGUACUGCGUGCCUUUGACGAGUUAUGA
Messenger RNA from Neoarthrinium moseri, 1050 nucleotides. RefSeq lists its product as uncharacterized. The transcript is spliced from 2 exons. Lineage: Eukaryota; Fungi; Ascomycota; Sordariomycetes; Amphisphaeriales; Apiosporaceae. Bases 1 to 1050 code for a protein of 349 amino acids. The record is from RefSeq and is a predicted model, not a curated record.